Messenger RNA from Symbiodinium sp. CCMP2592, 1305 nucleotides. The record is from the annotation of a GenBank genome assembly. Lineage: Eukaryota; Dinophyceae; Suessiales; Symbiodiniaceae.
AUGCACUCAGUGCAGUUCUGCCGGCCGCUUGCUUGCCUCUUUGACCAGGUGUACCGGGAGAUUUCAGAGGGACCAGGAAACCGCCGAAUCAGCCUGGAGGCUGAGGAUGAGUUGCUCUUGGGGAUGAUAUCACUGCCCAUGCACUGGAUGGACCAACGGAUGCAGGUGGCACCCCAGGUCUAUGCCACGGAUGCGUCUUUGGAGGGAGGUGGGGCCUGUAUACCAACUGGCUUGUCCUCGCGGGGACGGGCCAAAUGCCACCCGGUGACGAUUUGGGAGGGCCUGAUCUAUAUCGACACGGACGAGCUCGGAACGAAGUUGGUGAGAUGUGAAGAGCGGUGCCUCCCGAAGGUCAACAAAGUUUUCUGGGGGGAGGAUGGCCCAACAAGAGCCCUGGCCAGAGUGCCUCCUCAACGGGAGGUGCCGACGUUUUUCGAUGAAUUGGUCAAGCUACGGGGCUGGCUCGAGGAUGCCAGCCGAGCAGUUAAACUUCCUCGCUGGGAGGUUGUCGAGAUCUACGAAAAUUUGAUGAUGAACGAGGUCGCGCGGAACAGGACCAACGAGAAGCUGGACAGCGGGGCUUACUUUGUGGAAGGGGCCCAACUCCUUCGGCUGUGGUGGCUGCGCGGCAUCAAUGUGGCCUCCUUCAGUUUCGGUCGGCCCGAGUCCAAGCGAUCACCUCCAGACACAGCGGGGCUAGAAGACCUUGAUAGCCGAGCCCUUGGACGAUGGAAAGAGGAUGCAUGGCGCCUCCCUCCUUUUCACUAUGCAGAGCCGAACAUGGUCAAGGGAAGUUCGGGGAUCCGUCGGCUCACCUCAGACGAGCAGCUUCGUUUUUUUGGGUACACAGCGGACCACCUGAACUUCAAGCAGAAGGUGACCGAGGAUCAAAUACAACAGAUGCUUGGAGGAGCCUGGCCAGCCAUUUUGGUUGCCCGCCUCCUCGUGAACUUGAGGGCGUCCUGGAGCGCCAAAUUCGGUCCCAAGUCGGGCGGGCAAGUCGGUGUGGAGCACUUCCGACCCUUGGGGGUGCCCUGCACAGACUUGUCUGUUCGACUUGCCCUGGACCCGGAGCAGAAGCUCAGUGACGCGCAGUUCCUCGCGAUGCUGGUUGGGAUCAACGUUUCACUCAAGGGAACGGAUGUCAGGCUGGACAUCGGGCUCCGCUUCGCGGCCUCGUGGCCUCCGACUUCGGAAGGAGGUCCGUCGACCCCACUUUGUGGCAAUCGGAAAGCGCACGAAAAAGGAGCGAAAAGAAGAGCGGAGAGUGUUGGGAGCUCUUACAUCUCAGGUUGUCGCACCUAA